Messenger RNA from Ochlerotatus camptorhynchus, 545 nucleotides. RefSeq names its product flexible cuticle protein 12-like. The record is from RefSeq and is a predicted model, not a curated record. Gene Ontology annotation, molecular function: structural constituent of chitin-based larval cuticle. Bases 118 to 432 code for a protein of 104 amino acids. Gene Ontology annotation, cellular component: chitin-based extracellular matrix. NCBI's taxonomy places the organism in Eukaryota, Metazoa, Arthropoda, Insecta, Diptera, Culicidae. The transcript has 3 exons.
ACGUUGCAGUGGAUUCUUCUAUAAAAGUGGAUGUCAUCUGAUUUUUGCUUAGUAGAUUGAAGCAGCUCUCCGGUGUACGGUUGGAAUAGGUUCUAGUGCAAAUUAAAGUUAUCAGAAAUGAAUCGGAUAGUUGUGUUCGUUGCUCUGUUGGCCGCUGUCCUAGCAGCUCCUGCGGACGAUUCGGCAAAUGCUCAAAUUUUGAAGUACGACAGUGAAAAUAUCGGUAUCGAUGGAUAUAGGUUCGAAUUCGAAACCAGUGAUGGCACAGCUCGACAGGAGCAGGCCGAGCUGCGAAACGCCGGAACUGAUCAGGAGGCAUUAGUGGUGCGUGGAUCGUAUUCCUACAUAGGCCCGGACGGAACGCAGUACGUGAUCAACUAUGUGGCAGACGAAAACGGAUUCCAACCGGAGGGAGCUCACAUCCCAAAGUAGAUCUCCUAGCGGACACAUAGAAUAAGUAUACUAGCAAUAUCGAUUAGAGAUGGACACCAAAAAUUUAGCAUCCCAACUGAACACGAAAUAGCACUUUAAAUAAAAAUCAUUAA